Poecile atricapillus (Black-capped chickadee) is the source of this 2206-nucleotide messenger RNA. RefSeq names its product phenylethanolamine N-methyltransferase (gene PNMT). NCBI's taxonomy places the organism in Eukaryota, Metazoa, Chordata, Aves, Passeriformes, Paridae. Gene Ontology annotation, molecular function: phenylethanolamine N-methyltransferase activity. The record is from RefSeq and is a predicted model, not a curated record. The coding region runs from base 1280 to 2077 and encodes 265 amino acids. The transcript is spliced from 4 exons. Gene Ontology annotation, cellular component: cytosol.
UGCCAGGAUCCGCAGUGCCCAGAUUAGCUGUUCCCACUCUGGAUCCCGCUGUCCCUGGGCCCCCGCCAGGCCCUGUCCCCUCCCAGAGCCCGGCCCCGUCCCGCUCCUUCCUCCCGGGAGCCGCUGACCCUCCACCGGCACCUCCUACAGCUCCUGCGAGACCCACCCUGCUCCUUAUCCCGGGGUGCUGGGAGCACUGGGGGCACUGGGAGCUCUGGGAGCACUGGGAGCGCUGGGAGCACUGGGAGCGCUGGGAGCACUGGGGGCACUGGGAGCUCUGGGAGCACUGGGAGUGUUGGGAGCACUGGGAGCGCUGGGAGCACUGGGAGCACUGGGAGCACUGGGGGCACUGGGAGCUCUGGGAGCACUGGGAGUGUUGGGAGCACUGGGAGCUCUGGGAGCACUGGGAGCGCUGGGAGCACUGGGAACACUGGGAGCACUGGGAGCACUGGGGGCACUGGGGGCACUGGGGGCUCUGGGGGCUCUGGGAGGCACUGGGAGCACUGGGAACACUGGUGGGAGCACUGGGAUCACUGGGAGCACUGGGAACACUGGGAGCACUGGGAGCACUGGGGGCACUGGGAGCACUGGGAGCACUGGGAACACUGGGAGCACUGGGAUCACUGGGAGCACUGGGAGCACUGGGAGCACUGGGAGCACUGGGAGCUGGCAGAGGCGGUGCUGGCUCCUGCCAGAGCUGGGCCGAGGUCCAGCACGUUCAGCUCAUCGGUGAUGGAGAGCCCCGAUGGGCCCCAUCCCAAUCCCUUCCCAUCCCAAUCCCUUCCCAUCCCAAUCCCAAUCCAAAUCUCAUUCUAAUCCCUUCCCAUUCUCAUCCCCAUCCCAUUCCACCCCAAUUCCUCCACAUUUCCAUCCCCAUCCCUUUCCAGUCCUUUCCCACUCCCAUUCCUGUCCCUUCCCAUCCCCAUCCCAUUUCUGCCCCUCUCCCAAUCCCUCUCCAUCCAUCCUCAUCCCCCGGGACACUCACGAGGCAGCACAGAGGGGUCACAGCCCCCUCUCGGGGUGGGGGGACAUUUCCCCCGGGCUCAGGGACAGGAUUCCUGGAUGCCCGCAGCCCGGGAAGGGCGGGGAGCCGUUAUCAGCUCCGGGAUGGAUCCGGCCGCGGCCCCGGGGCGCUGGCGCUAACCGGGUUAGGCGGGAUGGAUGAUGGAUGGAGGGAUGCGGGGUGGAUGGAUGGGGCCGUCGCGGCUCCCCGCCGCCCCCCCGGGCCGGGCAGAGAUAAAAGGCGGCGGCGGCGGGGCCGGAGCCGCAGCCCCUCGCCAUGAACAGCCCGGCCGAGCUCCGCGAGGGCUACGAGCACUUCGACCCCCGCGCGUACCUGCGCAACAAUUACCUCCCGCCCCGCGCCGACUUCUCCUCCGAGGAGUUCGUGGUGCCCUGGAAGCUGCGAUGCCUGGCCGAGACCUUCGCCAGCGGUGAGAUCCGGGGCAGGACGUUGAUCGAUGUGGGCUCGGGCCCCACCAUCUACCAACUGCUGAGCGCCUGCGACCACUUCGAGGAGAUCGUGGCCACCGAUUACCUGGCGGUGAACCGGGAGGAGCUGGGCCGGUGGGCGCGGGGCGAGCCCGGAGGCUUCGAUUGGAGCCCCUUUAUCCAGCACGUCUGCAAGAUCGAGGGGCGCGGGGAGCCGUGGCAGGACAAGGAGCGGCGCCUCCGGCAGCGGCUCCGGCGGAUCCUUCCCAUCGACGUUCACCGCCCGGAGCCUCUGGGGGCCCCGCUGCGCCCCGCGGCCGAUGCGCUGCUCUCCGCCUUCUGCCUGGAGGCCGUGAGCCCCGACCGCGCCGCCUUCGUGCGGGCGCUGGCCAACGUGGGCAACCUGCUGCGCCCGGGGGGCCACGCCGUGCUCCUGGGAGCCCUGGGCGAGUCCUUCUACCUGGCGGGCCCCGCUCGCCUGCCCGUGGUGCCGCUGGAGGAAUCGGACGUGCGGGAGGCGCUGGCGGCCGCCGGUUUCGCGCUGCGGGAGCUGCGGAGUUACGCGAUGCCCCCCGCGCUCCGCACCGGCGUGGACGAUGUGGAUGGAGUGUUCUUCGCCCACGCGCAGAAACCGCUGGAAUCCUGAAGGGAAUUCCCGGGAAAUGCCGGGAAAUCCCAGCCUGCCCGGCAGCCCAAAAGGUUGGGUGAGGCGGGCUGGAAGCGGCUCCGGCUCCCCUGGCUGGUUGUGGGGUCGGUGACAAUAAAGGUUGAGGUU